Messenger RNA from Prinia subflava (tawny-flanked prinia), 2597 nucleotides. RefSeq lists its product as uncharacterized. Gene Ontology annotation, molecular function: nucleic acid binding; RNA-DNA hybrid ribonuclease activity. The transcript is spliced from 2 exons. Lineage: Eukaryota; Metazoa; Chordata; Aves; Passeriformes; Cisticolidae. The coding region runs from base 227 to 1156 and encodes 309 amino acids. The record is from RefSeq and is a predicted model, not a curated record.
AACUGCUCCCGCUUUGGGGUUACCUGAUCUGUCUAAAGACUUUCAGCUGUACGUGCAUGAAAGGCAGCGACUGGCACUGGGAGUCCUGACCCAACGACUGGGAAGCUAGAAAAGGCAGGUGGGUUACUUUUCCAAACAACUCGACAACGUAAGUGCCGGAUGGCCUUCAUGUCUGUGAGCAGUGGCAGCUACCGUGCUGCUGAUACAGGAAGCCAGGAAGCUCACAAUGGGAAGACACAUAGAUGUCUAUGUGCCACACAUGGUAACUACAGUCCUGGAACAAAAGGGGGGCCAUUGGCUCUCUCCAAGCCGGAUGAUGAAGUUUCAGGUAACCCUGACUGAGCAGGAUGAUGUUGCACUAAAAACAACUAACCUCUUGAAUCCAGCUCUAUUUCUAGGUGCCACAGCUGAGGAAGGUCCAUUAGAGCAUGACUGUCUAGAAGUCAUCGAGCACACUUAUUCAGCAAGAACAGAUCUGAAGGAUGUCCCCCUGGAGCAACCAGAGUGGGAACUCUUUACAGAUGGAAGCAGCUUCAUGGAGAACGGAGCCAGAUACGCGGGAUAUGCGGUAACCACAAUUGAUGUAGUAAUAGAGGCAAAAUCACUACCACCUAACACGUCUGCACAAAGGGCAGAACUAAUCGCAUUAACCAGAGCACUCGAGCUGAGUGAAGAGAAGACAGUGAAUAUUUGGACUGAUUCCAAAUAUGCCUUUGGAGUAGUGCAUGUACACGGAGCUUUAUGGAAAGAAAGAGGACUGCUGUCCUCCCAAGGGACAAAUAUUAAACAUCAAGAUGCAGUCCUACAAUUGAUAGAUGCAGUACAAAAACCUGAACAAGUAGCAAUCAUGCACUGCAAGGCACAUCAAUCAGGCAACUCCAAAAUUUGUGAAGGAAAUCGAAAAGCAGAUUGGGCAGCCCGUCAGGUAGCGCGAGAGGUGCAGAAAACAAUGGCAUUGAUACCAUCAAGACUUAAUAUCUCUCAAUUUAAUUUGCCUACGAAGCCAAACUAUACAAUCGAAGAUGACAGACUAGCACAACUGCUGAAGGCACAGAAGAACGCAGAAGGGUGGUAUGUAACCGCACAAGGGCAAAUAGUGGUACCUCCUUUGGUAAUGAGAGAAAUUUUACAGGUAAAACAUAAUGAGUGUCACUAGGGUGCAGAGGCGUUGGUAAAGUGGUUAAGACAAUACCUAAUCUCAGUACGGAUGCAAACAAUGGCCAAGUCAGUAAUGUCUAAAUGUGAAAUCUGUCUGAAAAACAAUCCCGUAGCUAGACAACAGGCACAGUUAGGCAGAAUUCGGAUAAGAAUAGAACCAGGAGACUAUUGGCAAGUGGAUUUUGCAGAACUGCCAAAAACUCGGGGAUACAAAUACCUGUUAGUAGGGGUUGACACGUUUUCUGGAUGGCCAGAAGCCCUUCCCUGUCGCACAAACCAAGCAAAGGAAACAGUUAAGUGGUUAUUACAGGAGAUCAUUCCCAGGUUUGGGGUGCCCCUAGGGAUAUCAUCAGACAGAGGCCCACACUUCAUAGCCACGGUGGUACAAGAGGUAAGCAAGUUAUUGGGAUUAUCUUGGGACCUCCACACACCAUGGAGACCCCAGUCAAGUGGGCAAGUAGAAAGAAUGAACCAGACACUGAAGAGGCAGAUCAGUAAAAUAUGCCAGGAAGCCAAACUGCAGUGGCCACAGGCUUUGCCGAUCGCAUUGCUGAGAGUUCGGAUAAAGCCUAAGAGUGAGAUGUCAGUUAGUCCUUAUGAAAUAUUGUAUGGGAAACCAUAUGAAUCUCCUAACCCCAAUCCAAAUGUUCAUGUCACAGGGAAACAAGAUGUGUAUAAUUAUGUUCUGUCCCUCGGGAAAACUCUAGCUCGGCUCCGAAGUGUUCUCGUGUGGAACAGACCACUGGCCCUGGAGAAUCCAGUCCACAAUAUCGAACCAGGAGAUGAGUAAUUUGGUUAGUUUACAGAAUCCUGAAGAGAGAGAUACAGAAAAAGGCAUCUUGGAACAGGACCAUAAUGAAGGCAUUGGCACGGAACCCAGCACCUUCAAUCCGCAACCACAUCCCGGACAAAGCCUAUGACAACAGAGGAUUUGGAGAUGAACAUCCAGUAUGAACUCUGAAGCCUAAUGGACUGUAUUAAGUGAAAGCAUUUACACUUAGUAUAUUAGAGUGAAAAUACUUUCAAAGGGGGGAAUGUUGGUGGAGGGUUAAAAAAAAAAAUGUAAUUUCUAGAUUGAGUAAUGUGCAGGGGGAGGAAAGUAGAGAACGUACAACUGGAACUUGACGCAGCUAGCUGGGAACAAGCGUCAGCUUUUGUAAACAGCUCCAUGCUAUUGUUUUAACCAAAUCAAGUGUGGAUCAGGGUAGAAGCGUAGGUAUGAUUUAAGAUAGUAACUAAGGAAUAGGAUAAUCAGUAUCUAGGGGUGGGGGUUAGUUAACAUGUGUAUAAUUUAAACUAUAAAAAUCAUGAAUCAACUCUGUAUCCUUCGGACAUCAGAUUUGGGUGUAUUAUCACCCCGGUGUCCCGCGCGCUGGAAUAAAGAACCGCAUAUGAUCGCCUCUGUGUGGUUAUAUGUUUUCCUACGCUAACACUGGGAA